GUCGGGGUGUCUUGGCCCUGCCUCUGCUAUGGAAACCCUCCCCAGGGAGCGAGUGGUGUGCAGGGGGCGUGGGAAGUGAAAGCUGGAGGCCUCGGACCGCCGCAGGGGAGGCGGGGAGGCCGGCCAGCCCGCAGGGAGGUAAGGAAGGCACCCUCUAGAGGACUGGGGGACAGGAAAGGCGCUGCAGCCUGGAGGAGGCGGAGUGGGAGCCGCUCCUGGCCCUCCGCCCAGCCGCUUCCUUCCCCUGACAUGACAGCCCCGCUGCCCUGGCUCCUGGCCACCUGGCAAUGGCCGUGGCACAUGACUCCCCCGCCCACUGGACCUGGGAGGGGGAGGUCUGUGCGCAGGCCAGCCCCCUCCGCCUGCCCAGGGCCCCUGGGGGGCCGCGCGUACUCCCCCAGGCUCCUGGGGCUCAGGGCUCAGCACCUGCCAGCACUCCUUCCCCCCCCCACCGUUGGGGUCCCCCCAAGGCAGGGGGCCAGUCCGAGUCCUUACUCCACCUAGGAGCUGCGUCACCUGGAGCUCAUCUGCUGAGCCUCGGCAUUCUUGACGCAUAGAACAGGGUGGGUGACCCUCCAUGUCUGCCUCACGGGAUCAUGGGAUUAUUGGAGUCAAAUGAGCUGCAUCGCCCAUCAGGAGACGUCUCACCGCAGGUGCCUGGGAGCACCUCGCUCCGCUCCACCCCACCUGCCCUGGCCAGCGGUGGCAUGACCCUGUGCCAUCCGUGCCAGAUGCCCUGGAGAAAGACAGCCAGUGCUUGAUCUUUCAGGAAGGUGAGGGAGAGGGGUGUGCUUGUCUGCGCCCCCACCCCCUGCUCCCGGGAAGUUCCCUCAACUCUGUGAAGUGGUGGGCCUCUUGCUUUUGGAGAGGGCUAGGUUUGCAUAGAGCCCCAGAGGGGGCCUCUGGGAAAAUGUGCCAGUAAACUCCGGGUAAAUUCUAAUUUCUGUCUGUGCUACUGGCCUCACUUCCUCUUCCCCCAGCUCUUUCCCUCCUUUCCCUCCUUUCCUUCCUUCCCAACGUCCUUUAUCCCAUUUACUUCUACUCUGUAGCAUUAUCCCCAAAUUGAUGUGAUCAGUCUUUGAAAUGGGGUCGAGUUUGUGUGGAAGGCACGUGAGCAUUUUCGUAGUGACUUUACAGGGUAAUGAACAUUACCCUUUUUUGAGUGGGGAGGUUUGGGGUAGGAGUAGAGGACAUGAAAAUAUUGCAAGUUCUAAAAGCUAGGAUUUGAGCAGCCUUGGCCAAGUUGACUGAUCCCAUCCUGAAGUGAUCUGCACCCAAGAGAAAGGUGUGGGGGGAGGGGGUGGGCAUUUGGGGAGUUAACCGCUUGCUGUGCUAGUUGAGGAAACAGGCUGCAGUUGAAAAUGUCUAACGAAGCUGACAGGGGUGCCUCGUUGGAUUAACUCUCCCGUGUACCGUAUGGCAAGCUAGAAGAGGACUCAGGGGUCCCUGGUCCCGUCCCUUGUCCUGUUCUUCCCGGAUGGAAGAAGAAGAUAAACAGGGUGUGUGUGAAGCCCAGGACUCAGAAGACGAGGGGAUGGGCUCUGAUUUUGAGAACUCUGAAGACAGGGAACGGGACCCAGAAGAAACAGGAAUGGGCUCUAAUCCACAGGAUGCACUCAAGAGACAAGACCACCCAGAGCCAAAGAUGGGCUCCAACCCACAGGACGCAGCUCUAGGAAGGGACCCAGAGGAGAGGGAACUGGUGUCUGACAUCUGCCCAGAGGGGCUGCUGAGUGAGGAAGAAGGGGCUGCUCUCCGCGAGGAAGAAGAUUACCCAUCUGGUGUAGCUGAGAUGGCGAUGUUCCCGGGACUGUCUGAAUCGGACAGCAUUUCCCGCAGCCCCCGGGAAGAGGAGGAGGAGGAGGAGAGCGCUGGGGAGAACCCGCUAGACGAAGAGGAGCAGCCGCCCCCUCCCAUGCUUCCCUGGCGGCGGCACCUCUCCCUGGGGAGUCGGCACCGGAGCGACAAGCCUGCCCACCGCCGCUUCCGCCGGCUCCACCAUCCCAUGGCCAUGGACCUCGGGGAGCUCGACAGCCUGAUGGCCAGCAUCAUGGACGCGCCCACCAUCUGCCCCGACUGCGGCGAGAGCUUCAGCCCCGGCGCCGCCUUCCUGCAGCACCAGCGCAUCCACCGCCUGGCCGAGGCCGCCGCCGCCGCCAGCCUGGAGCCCUUCGGCUUCGCGGGCGAGUGCGGUGCGGUAGUGGGGAUGGUGGGCGUGGGCGUGGCGGGGGGUUUUGGGGCGGGGCCCGCGCUGGCCCGGCCCCCGCGCGAGAAGCCCUUCCGCUGCGGGGAGUGCGGCAAGGGCUUCAGCCGCAACACCUACCUGACCAAUCACCUGCGCCUGCACACGGGCGAGCGGCCCAACCUGUGCGCCGACUGCGGCAAGAGCUUCAGCUGGCGCGCCGACCUGCUCAAGCACCGGCGCCUGCACACGGGCGAGAAGCCCUACCCCUGCCCCGAGUGCGGCGAGGCCUUCAGCCUCAGCUCGCACCUGCUGAGCCACCGGCGCGCGCACGCGGCGGCCAGCGGCGCGGGGGCGGCGGCGCUGCGGCCCUUCGCCUGCGGCGAGUGCGGCAAGGGCUUCGUGCGCCGCUCGCACCUGGCCAACCACCAGCGCAUCCACACGGGCGAGAAGCCGCACGGCUGCGGCGAGUGCGGCAAGCGCUUCAGCUGGCGCUCGGACCUGGUGAAGCACCAGCGCGUGCACACGGGCGAGAAGCCCUACAUGUGCUCCGAAUGCGGCGAGACCUUCAGCGUCAGCUCGCACCUCUUCACGCACAAGCGCACGCACUCGGGCGAGCGGCCCUACGUGUGCCGCGAGUGCGGCAAGGGCUUCGGGCGCAACUCGCACCUGGUGAACCACCUGCGCGUGCACACGGGCGAGAAGCCCUUCCGCUGCGGCCAGUGCGAGAAGCGAUUCAGCGACUUCUCGACGCUCACGCAGCACCAGCGCACGCACACGGGCGAGAAGCCCUACACGUGCAUCGAGUGCGGCAAGAGCUUCAUCCAGAGCUCGCACCUGAUCCGCCACCGCCGCAUCCACACCGGCAACAAGCCGCACAAGUGUGCGGGCUGCGGCAAGGGCUUCCGCUACAAAACGCACCUCGCGCAACACCAGAAGCUACACCUGUGUUAGGGCUGGGCCGCAGGGAGGCUGCCCUGGGGGUGGGGUGGGGGGAGCAUGCAGGGGAAUAGAUGUUCUGGGGAUAGGCCAUGUAGAAAGAAAUGGGAAGGGGCGGGAGGGGCAAUCGGAGAGUGACGGGGGAGUCUUUUGGUGUUAGGGGGUCUUGAAGGGGAGGGUUGACUAAGCGUUGUUUGGGGGUGUUAUAUUUUGCCUGCCUCCUCCCCCAGGAGGGCACGCUUGGGGGAGAUGUGCUUGAGCGCGAAGACUUCUUCAGGUGCACGCAGUAGGGGGUGAAGAGCACGGGGGCGGGGUGGGGGGGGAGCAGGCGCUUUGAGGACCUUGAAGAAGAGGGGGCGGGGUGGGGGAGUGAACAGGAUGGCAGGCAAUAGGGUAGGUAGGGUGGUGAUGGCCUGUGAAAAUCGGGAGAGGGCGUGGUUAGAGUGAGGAUUAUGGGAUAAAAUAAAAGGAAGGUAUGACUAAUUCUAUCCUGGUCUCACCAGGCGUUAAGUCAGUGUUGGAACCUUGCCCCCCCAACAGCUGUAGUCCCAUGAAAAGUAGACGAAACCUUGUCGAUCCUAUGGGGGAGGAUAUUUUAUAUAUUCUUCCCUUCUUUUCUCUGAGCCACAGUUAGCUGCUAUUUUGAGGCAUCCAGGGGAAACUGGGCAGGAAAGCUACACGCUCUGUUUUCAAACGCAACACUGAGGUUUAGAAAUGCGUUCGUAACUGGUUUUAAGAUGACCUGGGUAAGCUUGGUCCUGCCCCUGGCUCUUUAUUACUUCCUUUAAAAUAGUCUAUCUCCAUGCUAGGUCAAGGUGGUCCAUGUGGAAGGCCGGUGUGUGCCAAGCCAGGUAUUUGAGGUCUCACUUGUGAGGUUCUAAGUGCAGGAAAAUGAAACAGUCCCAGCUGUGUGUGACUUUCCCCUUCCCAGGUCAGCAUGAUGCUUGUUUCAGACCAGUGACCUGCUACAGAAGUCAACCAGCUCAGAGUUCUGCUAGCCUUACAUGAGAAAUCCGGGAAAGCAAAUGGUCACAUGUUGGGGUACAAGGCUUCUUUGUCUCAUUUGCCUUCACUCUGUAUCCAGUGCACCCCUCCCACCUUGGUAGUAAUGGAGGAGGGAAUAGAACAGCCACCUCUAUCCAUUUUGAUAUGGGCUUUUGGUCUGAGUAGAAAUUUCUUUUUGUUACACAGGGAGGCACAGUAGAAAGCUUAAGGCUUUACACCAGAAGGGCACAAGCAGGGAGAGGUGUAAAUGCAACAUUGCCAAAUAGCACAAGGAAUGAAUGUUUUCUGGUUGUUAUAUGAAUGCCAAAACAGCACUUUUAUAUUUGUAAAGUGCUUUAUGCUUUUUAAUGAUUGUUAGUUGUUUCUCACAUCUUUGUGAGGUAGAUCAGUAUUACGAUCGUAGGGAAGGCCUGGGGAGAAGAGUACAGCAGGCUGUUCUGAAGAGAGGCUGAUGACCUCCGUGGAGAUAGGUACGGCCUGACCUUUUGUGCUCUCCAGCUCAGCUGCUAGAAGACAACCUGUCAUGAUUUAUGUAAUAAAGACACUGAAAAUUCUUCUGCUUUAUGGAAAACUUAAGGCUAGUCUAGAAGGGCCAAAGAUGUCCUUGUUGACAAAGCUGGUCUUUGUCACACAGUUAGGGUGUCUUAGGUUUGUUGUAUUUCUAGUAGGGCUGUAGUUAGAUGACUGUUAAACAGAUUUCGGUUACCUGUGCUGAAAAUCCCGCCCCUGGUUUAGCCUCUAGAAGUUAGAGUUGUGGAAAGCAGUGUUGUUUUCCUCACCAGUGAUCGUGAGUUGUCCUGUACCUUUCAUGGAAGCAUCUUCACAAGCUGUUGGACACACUUGAAGGAGAAGAAGAAAAAUUGCAAGAUUGUUCUUAUGGUUUUAGCAAAGUUUCUGUGGAUGCUGGUAUUUUAUACUUGAUCAGUUGUGUUUUAGCCAAGAACCUCUUUGGGGACUGUAGGAAAGCAUGUUUCUGUCCUUAUGAAAACACUUUCUUAAAAAAGUCUUGAGACUUCUGGGCUUAAUGUAAUGCCUGUUGAUCUUGCCCUCUUAAUCAGUUUAUUGUCACUUACAAAUGCAAAUAGUACAGAUUUUCAAAAGAUAGAUAAUUUUGGAAGAUACUAAUUCUUUAUUUUCUUUUAGUACUCGACAGCACUAUGAGCAAAGUAAAUGUGCAUUAUUUAUUCUGACUCUUUACUCUGAAUACUAAGUGUGUAGGACUCCUCUGAAAAGAAUAUAGCCAAUUUGUAGGUAAUCUUAUUCCUUUGUGUGUGUGGUUUUUGUUUUGUUUUGUUUUGUUUUUUUGUGUACAUCUACCUCUUCCAGCCAUUUUAAGUUCUCUCAAGUUCGUGCCUAUGAAAUCUCAUCUAACUUUUGAUUAUUCGGGGAUUGAUCUUCCACUUUAUGGGUUAUUUGGUGUUUUGCUCCCACUGCACAGUCAUCUAUAUUAGCUAGGUUAUGUAUGGAUGGCUUUCAAGAAAGAGGUCAACAGGGAAAGGAGACUGAAGCUAACAUAAAAUAACUUAGUGGCAGUGGAAAUCUUUGGAUUUCAUCGACCUCUCUUGGGUACCAUGGAUAAGAGAGUCAGCUACUUCUGUAUCCCUUUUGUGAGCAAAUCCCUUAGUAGAAGAAAACAGUCCAGCCACCAACACCCCCACUCUCAUGGUGCAUUUAAAAUGUGAUUCCACUCUUACAAUUCUUCAGGGAACAGAGCUGCAUUAGGUGACUCGAAAUGCAGUCAGGAGAUUGUUUCUCAUAUUUAGUUUGAGAAUUGUUUUUCUUCAGCCAGCGCUUGUUAACUGUGGUUCACCCUUAAAAGUGUUACUUUGAAGAUUCCUUCCAUCAACUCAUUAAUGAUGGCGGAGGCAAGUGUAUCAUUUGUUUCCUGGGGAGUUUGGUCAAGUACAGGCUGCUCCUUACUUGGCGAAGCCAGGAGCAGUUUAAAUAGGUUAAAUGGCUUGACGAAAUCUUGAGUUCUGAGUUGGAAAGAGAAGAUGAAAAGUUAACCCCUUGAGCCGUGUGGUCUCUUCAGGAUCAAGAGCCUUGUACAUAUGUGAAAAGUACAGAUUAAGAACCUGUGUUCAUAGACAAUCUGAACUGUGUUUCUGAAGUUUGUGCACAUUUUCCUUCACUGUAAUGUUAUUUUACAGCUGUUUGUUAAAAUAGUGAAUAAUUUAAUGAUCCUGAAAAUAACAGUUUUUGUGUGUGUGCUUGUAUAUGUGAGAACUGCCUUAUUUUCAGGUUGUUUUAUUUAAUGAUGGUUCCUUGGACAGCAUUCUGGUGUUUAGCCACCAAUAUGGAGUAUUUGUCAUUAAAUCCAUAUCAGUCUUUCCCCA
Acinonyx jubatus (cheetah) is the source of this 6462-nucleotide messenger RNA. It is a transcript of the gene ZNF697, whose product is annotated as zinc finger protein 697. The coding region runs from base 1478 to 3136 and encodes 552 amino acids. Gene Ontology annotation, molecular function: DNA-binding transcription repressor activity, RNA polymerase II-specific. The record is from RefSeq and is a predicted model, not a curated record. The transcript is spliced from 3 exons. Gene Ontology annotation, biological process: negative regulation of transcription by RNA polymerase II. Lineage: Eukaryota; Metazoa; Chordata; Mammalia; Carnivora; Felidae.